AUGGCGCCCAAGGCGGCAUCCAAGGUCGCGCCCCGGAAGGCCGAUAUCAAGGGAGAUGCCUCAUCUUAUGAACAUCCCGCCUCCAGCCACGCCAAGAAAAAACGGCCGAGCGCAUAUGCCAUGCAGCCCAUCUCUGCGUUCUAUCUCUUUUUCGCUGCCGGCAUGAUUGCUGCUCUGUUUGCCCCAAUCCAGGACUGCGACGAGACCUUCAACUACUGGGAGCCGACCCAUUACCUCUCCCAUGGCUAUGGCCUCCAGACCUGGGAGUAUUCUCCCGAUUAUGCCAUUCGCAGCUGGCUUUACGUUGCGCUUCACGCUGUCGUGGGCAACGUGCGCAGGAUACUGCCCCAGUCCACCAAGGUUUCUGAAUUCUACUUCGUCCGCUACGGCUUGGCCCUUGUAUGUGCCAUUUGUCAAACCAUCAUGUUCCAAGCUGUGAGCAUAGCACUCAACGCUAGGAUCGGCCUUUUUUUUCUCGCCAUCACCAUCAUAAGCCCUGGUAAUUUCCAUGCAAGCGCCGCCUUCUUGCCCUCCAGCUUUGCCAUGUACAUGGGGAUGCUUGGCGCUGCAUCUUUCAUGAACUGGCGGGGCGGGUUGAAGACCUGGCAAGGAAUCACAUGGUUUGCUGUGGCUGGCAUUCUUGGCUGGCCUUUUGCCGCCGCGCUUUGUGUGCCAUAUGUCCUCGAGGAACUAAUUCUAGUCGUGUUCAGCGACAGGGACUCUCUGAUCGAAGCUUUGAUACGAUUUGUUCGCGGUGUCAUCGCCUCUCUCAUCGUCUUGUUUUUUGACUUUGCGGUCAACUUGUUCUUUUACAAGAAACCUGUAGUAGUCUCUUGGAACAUUGUCAAAUACAACAUUUUCUCGAAAACUGGUGGCCCUGAUCUCUAUGGAACAGAGCCAUGGACGUUCUAUUUUAAGAACUUGGCGUUGAACUUCAACAUCUGGUUCAUUCUCGCCCUGUUGGUACUGCCGCUAUUCUUGCUGCAGAAGGCAUUUUCAGCUUCGUCACAACGCUUAUCUAGCGGCCUACGAACAGUCAUAUUCAUUACACCGUUUUACAUGUGGCUAGGAAUCUUCACCGCACAGCCGCACAAAGAAGAGCGAUUCAUGUACCCCGCGUACCCCUUUCUGGCCCUCAACGCCGCAUUAUCACUGCACAUCAUCCUGUCCGCUAUUGGCAACUCAAACCCAAAGACAUUGAUUGGAAAAAUUCCCGGUCGUCUUAAGCUGCUUGCUGUCGGCCUUGUGCUCUUUCUCUCACUUGAUAUUGCCAUUGCUCGCAUCUACGGCAUCUACUCUGCGUAUUCCGCUCCACUGAAAGUGUAUUCUCCACUAUGGGGUGAUGAAGGAGGAAACACAUACGGAGCUGAGGAGGAUAACGUAUGCUUUGGGAAGGAAUGGUAUCGCUUCCCAACCUCGUACUUUCUCCCACGCAACAUGCACGCGAAAUUCCUGCGCUCCGAUUUCCGCGGCUUGUUGCCAGGUGAAUUUUCUGAGGCCCAAACCGGCUUCGGAUUCUGGAGCGGCACCUGGCUCCCUACCAGCGGUCUGAAUGACCGCAACGAAGAAGAUUUGGGCAAGUACGUCGAGCCUCGAAUGUGCUCGUUCUUGGUCGACACCCAGUAUCCUGCAAGGAAAGCCCCGCUUUCGCGUAGGGAACCGGACUACAUUGCAGAUAAGCAGCACUGGGAGCCUCUCAAAUGUGUCGACUUUCUCGAUGCUGCCAACACGCACAUCUUGGCUCGCACGUUGUGGCUUCCUGAUAUCGCUGCUAUUCCUGAAAAGUGUCAGCGCAAAUGGGGACGUCACUGCCUCCUUCAGCGCAAGCGAAGCGGUCGCAAUGCCGGCGUGUGGGUAGAUCCUGGCCAGAUGAUGAUGGGCUAG
Molecule: messenger RNA, 1884 nt
Organism: Trichoderma asperellum CBS 433.97
Lineage: Eukaryota; Fungi; Ascomycota; Sordariomycetes; Hypocreales; Hypocreaceae
Biological process (GO): protein N-linked glycosylation
Cellular component (GO): endoplasmic reticulum membrane
Molecular function (GO): alpha-1,2-mannosyltransferase activity
Source: RefSeq, a predicted model, not a curated record